AUGGAUGAAGACACUGCAAAAGAAGUCGAAGACCUCCAGAACACCCUGAAAGAUCUUGUAACCCGUAAACGCAAGAGAGAGGCCACUUUGGAGCACGAGAACGAACAACUCAAGGACGAGGAUCAGAAGCUCAGAACCACAAUUGAGCAGCUUGAGAGCGACUACCGCACAACCAAAGAGAUGCUCAGACCGCUCAGGCAGCGUUUGACAUCCUCCGCUCAAAAAUGCACCCAGGCCUACAUGGAAUUGACAGAAAUCAAGCGACGGAAUGACGAGCUUGAUACAGAUAACAAACGACUGAAGAAUGAGCGGGCGGAGCAAACUUUGUUGGUGGACUUCCUUGAGCACUGUAAAGAGAUUUCAGAGGAGGGAGCCACAAAGCAAACAGAAGCCAUGAAUGCUCACGCAGAAGAAAAUCGUCUGCUCGCAGUCAAGAAUCAGGGGCUUCAAAACGAAGUAGACAAGCUGCAACAGUAUAAGGUUGCCUCUAAGAAGGCUGUCUCGAAUUCACGAGAGAAGCUGCGCCUAGCGAUCGAUGCCGAAUUCAACCGCCUUGUAAGUUAUCACAUCAAGAGCCUUGAGGUCAUGUAA
Messenger RNA from Aureobasidium namibiae CBS 147.97, 591 nucleotides. RefSeq lists its product as uncharacterized. The transcript has a single exon. The record is from RefSeq and is a predicted model, not a curated record. Bases 1 to 591 code for a protein of 196 amino acids. Lineage: Eukaryota; Fungi; Ascomycota; Dothideomycetes; Dothideales; Saccotheciaceae.